AUGCGGUCGCGCCUCGGCGCGGUGCUUGCGGUUUGUUUAGGCACCAGAACCCCGCAGCGGAGCACCGCCGCGGAAGAAAUGAAGACCAAGACAACCUCGCCUCUCGGGACUUUUUUGCAGAGCGCCAGGCGCGGGAAGCAAAACAGACUGCCCACAGAUCGGCUGACGAAACUUCACAAGCGUUUCGUUACCGCCAUCCAGUGGGUGCCGCCCGCCGCGGUGGCGUCCGAAAGUAUCCGGGCCCCGGGGGAGGGGGGCUUCAAAUUUGCCUGGAGGCGGAACGCCGCAAGCAUUUCGCGCGCCAAGAGCGUAGCCCUUGCUGCCGGAUUGGCGCGGCACCAAUCCGGCAUCAUUCUCCUCCAGGAACUCAAGAACUCAAGCGCUAAAGCGACAAAGCCUAUUGGACACAGCGGCCCCGCCAGGUCCUCAGUGGACGCGGUGGGAGAGCUGCCGCCCCGGCCUGCCAUACCUCGCCGCGCAAGCGCCUGGGCCGCCUCUCCCUGGCGCCGACCCCCUCAAGGCGACUGCCCUGCGCGUGCCUCCGCCUGCCUUCCCUACCGUAUGCGCGGGAAGCCUUUACGACACCCCCAGGCACCGGCCCAUGUUGCUCACUUUGCGAGUGUACUUUGGCGUUGUCCGCCGCAAGGGCAGCGCAAUCGCGACGCCAAACAACACUCGCAAAGUGAGCAACAUGGGCCGAAGCCCGGUGCAAAACUCUUUGGUGCGGCCUUAACCGGCGUGGGCUUCAAAUUGGCAAAUGACCCAAUGCAGGCCACGCGCCUCAGUGGUCGCACAAGUGGGGCGUCGAAGCACACCGCGCGCCCAUUUCUGAUGGGAUAUGUCCCCAGCGUGCUGCUCCGCGGUGGCGACGUGAUUGCCCCAUGCCCGGUCUCUGCGCGCCUCCGCGGCCCGGAAGCAAGCCAUUUCGAGAGCAGCGAGGCGUUUCGUGGCCUAAGUGUGUCUACGGGGGGCGCGCCCGUCCGUUUGGAAGCCCACCUUCCCCCGCCGCGGAAGAUGCUUUGGCGCCGCGCGCUCUCGCAACACGAACGCCAUGCC
This is a messenger RNA of Trypanosoma rangeli, 1056 nucleotides long. RefSeq lists its product as uncharacterized. The record is from RefSeq and is a predicted model, not a curated record. Lineage: Eukaryota; Euglenozoa; Kinetoplastea; Trypanosomatida; Trypanosomatidae. The annotation marks the transcript as partial. The transcript has a single exon.